AUGGCCAAUUGCUCAACGUUGAAGCCUAGUGGCUCAGACUUCACUGUCGACUUCAACUUUCAGGACUCGGUGUGUAUCCCAAGGGCUACCACGGAAACGAUCCCGCUGAUGGUGAAGUCAGGCUUGGUGUCCAGCUUUGAAGAUCCAGAGAUCUCCAACCUCCUUUCGAGUGUGCCGAGGAUACAAGCCGACUAA
This is a messenger RNA of Penicillium robsamsonii, 195 nucleotides long. RefSeq lists its product as uncharacterized. The record is from RefSeq and is a predicted model, not a curated record. Bases 1 to 195 code for a protein of 64 amino acids. Lineage: Eukaryota; Fungi; Ascomycota; Eurotiomycetes; Eurotiales; Aspergillaceae. The transcript has 2 exons.